Messenger RNA from Musca domestica (house fly), 1409 nucleotides. RefSeq lists its product as uncharacterized. Bases 228 to 824 code for a protein of 198 amino acids. The record is from RefSeq and is a predicted model, not a curated record. The transcript is spliced from 3 exons. NCBI's taxonomy places the organism in Eukaryota, Metazoa, Arthropoda, Insecta, Diptera, Muscidae.
ACCAACGAAGUGUACAACCAACCGUUACAACGAUCAGCGACGAAGAAGAACCGUCACAAAAAACGAGGAUAUAUUGCAAAAAAAAAAAAAAUACGUCUGUGUUUGAGAGAGACGAUUUCCGGAGACAGUGUGCCAGUGUGUGUGUGUAAACGCGCUAAACAAAUCCUUUAACAAAGAAAUUUAAUUCAAAUUGCGUUUCAGAAAAACACAAAUAAAAAACAUAUAAAAUGAAGCCUUUCUGUGUGGUUUUAGUGGUUUUGUGCGCCGCUGGUCUGGCUGUGGCCCGACCAGAGCCCCCACGUGAUAGCUAUGCUGCCCCACCCCCAAGCAGUUAUGCCCCCAGUGUGCCAAGCGGUAGUUAUGGUGCUCCAGCCCCCGUAUAUGGACCACCACAACAAGCUCCAGUGAUACACAAACAUGUUUACGUUCAUGUCCCACCACCAGAGCCCGAGUAUCAAGCACCAAGAAAACCAAUUGUAGUGCCACCACCACAGAAACACUACAAAAUUGUGUUCAUUAAGGCUCCAUCACCACCGGCACCCACAGCACCUGUUAUCCCAGCGCUGCCACAGACUGAAGAAAAGACCUUGGUCUAUGUGUUGGUCAAGAAACCCGAAGAACAACCAGAAAUUGUCAUUCCCACACCGGCACCAACACAGCCCAGCAAACCUGAAGUCUAUUUCAUUCGUUACAAGACCCAAAAGGAGGAGACUGGACCCUACCCCAAUAGUAUUGCACCAGCUCCUUCUGGUGAUUAUGGUGCUCCAUCUGUACCCUCCGCACCAUCGGCGCCCAGCUCUUCGUAUGGUGUACCUUCACACUAAGGCGGAGAUGGCUUUCAGAAGAUGACAACGACAGAGACCAAAUAGAGAAAACCGCAACUGAAGAAUACUCAAUGUGAAACUGUGUUUUUUUACCUUCGAUUCGUUUAUGGACAGAUGACGACAACGACGACGGACGGAUAACUCAAGUUUAGUUAAUUAAGUCUCUCACUCUCACUCUAGCUCUGGCUCUUUGCCCUAUGCCCUUUAUCUGAACUUUUUUUGUCUAUUCUACCCCUCUACUUUGUUUUUUUAUAAUUAGUUGUAAGAAUUUUAUAAUUAUUUUUUUAUUUUUAUAUAAAAGCAACGAAAAAAACUUUUUUUUAACGUGUGACAAAUUAUUUAAUAAGUAUUUUUAGCAUUACAUAUAUAUAUUUUUUAUACAUAUUAUUGUUGUUUCUUCCUCUGAACAAGAAGAACGGAAGCAGGGAGGAAGAGAGGAUGACAAUAGCGGCCUAAUCAUCAAUCACCCACCAGUAUAGAAGAAAAGGAUGAAAAUGAAAAAAUCAUUUACCAGUCGUUAUCCCCCAACAUCCGAAUCCUCAAGCCCUUGCCAGGCAUUCUGUUUAGCUAGACUGUUUGUUUCAU